Molecule: messenger RNA, 561 nt
Organism: Schistocerca piceifrons (Central American locust)
Lineage: Eukaryota; Metazoa; Arthropoda; Insecta; Orthoptera; Acrididae
Product: estradiol 17-beta-dehydrogenase 2-like
Exons: 3
Coding region: 1-561 (186 amino acids)
Source: RefSeq, a predicted model, not a curated record
AUGUUGGCAGUACUGGCCGCGGUGUGCCAGUGGGUGGGCGCUGUGUCGCUGGCGUCGCUGCUGGUCUGGUUGGUUGGCACCGCCCUGGAGAAGCUGAGGCCGCUGCGGCUCCUGGACAACCUGCCGUCGCGCGCCGUCCUCAUCACAGGAUGCGACUCUGGCUUCGGGCACGAACUGGCGCGCCAUCUGGACGGGCUGGGGGUGCCGGUGUUCGCGGGCUGCCUGUUCCCUGACGGUCCCGGUGCGCGCAGACUCGCCGCAGACUGCUCCUCCAGGUUGCGCGUGCUGCCGCUAGAUGUCACCUCAGACCAGCAGGUGGCCGAUGCCGUCGUCUCCGUCCAAACAGUACUUUCGCACGCGUCAGGCACAGAGCUGUGGGCGGUGGUAAACAACGCAGGAAUCGCAGACCUCGGUGAAGUGGACAUCACGCCGCUGGAGAAAUUCCAGCAGGUAUUGGACGUAAACACGAUGGGCGCCAUAAGGGUCUCCAAGGCGUUCCUGCCGCUCCUCAAGAAGUCUAAGGGCCGCCUCGUCAACGUCGCCAGCCCUAUAGGUAAGUAA